GGGGCCGGGCGGUGAGCGGGGCUGGGCCGCAGGUAGGCCGCAGCCAGGCCGCGGGGCCCCGCCGCCCUCAGCCCCGGGCCCCCCGUCUGUGUCCCGCAGGCCGCCGGCUUCCUCCCGGCCGUUUUCGGCCUCGGCAGCCUUUAGAAGCGGUUCUCAGAGCUAAGGAGCCGGUAACGUCGCUAAGGGGCCGCCUGCUUUCUGCGCCCUUCUCGCUUAACUCCCUCCCCAGGGCCGUGAUCGGUGAGAGGAGGGAGCGGUCCCUCUAACGCCGACCGCCCUCACGUCGUACUUCCUAGAGUUCAGGUAAGCACGUGAAGUAUCGCUGUGGUGUCAGACCACCCUAGCCACUACGUACGCUGAGCAUCCUUUUCUGUAAUUUCUCUUGAUAAGCAGUGCCUGGAAGCUCAAGCUGAAAUUGUGCUCCUGUCCUAGCUGUUUAUUUGCUUUUUUUUUUUUUUUUUUUUUCAGCCACACUGAGAAACCCCAGGGGCCUGAGCACUACGUAUGAAUUCCCAGUGGAGCGUGGAAAAAGGAUGUGCAGCUCCCUUUGUGCCUCAGCUGAGGGGCUGAGGCAAUUAGCGAGGAUCUUUGGGCUUGUGCGUCUCGGUGGCUCAGGCUCAUGCGUAGCUGUCGCACGAGCGUGAUCUGAAUCACCUCGUGAAGGAUCCUAAAUUAAACUUGGAUCUGAGUGAGCUGUGGGAAUGACCAAGAGGUAAAUUCUCUCCAGGGAACCCAGCUGUCUCACUCCAACGUCCAAGCUGAGCGUGAAGGGAGCACGACUCAGCUGGGCUGCACGUCUUGCCUGUAGUCAGUGCGAAAGAGUUUGACAGGACCAUGGAGCCCUUCUCACAUCUAGAACCAAAGGCAACUGCAGAAACGAGUUCGUCUGUGCCAGAGAAAAAAUUCCGUGUCCUGGUGGGUGUGACUGGAAGUGUGGCUGCCCUGAAGCUGCCUCUCCUCAUCUCUGAAUUGCUAAAAAUCCCUGGGCUGGAAGUGAAGGUGGUCACUACUGAGAGAGCAAAACACUUCUACAACCCCCGGGAGAUUCCUGUCCCCCUCUAUAGCGAUGAAGACGAAUGGCAGCUGUGGAAGGGCCGCUCGGACCCAGUCCUGCACAUCGAGCUCAGGCGGUGGGCCGACCUCAUGCUGGUGGCCCCUCUUGAUGCAAACACCCUGGCAAAGCUCGCCAGCGGGAUCUGUGACAACCUGCUGACUUGUGUCAUCCGUGCCUGGGACCUGCGCAAACCUCUGCUCUUCUGCCCAGCUAUGAACACAGCCAUGUGGGAGCAUCCCAUCACAGCUCAGCAGGUGGAGCAGCUGAAGGGCUUUGGCUACACGGAGAUCCCCUGUGUGGUGAAGAAACUCGUGUGUGGAGACGAAGGUCGAGGUGCCAUGGCAGAGGUGUGGACCAUCACAGAGAGCGUGCGGAGGAUCGUUGGAGAGCGGGACCUGCCGGCGCAGAGCUGACUGCUUGCCAUGUGAAUUGCCUUCCUGGGGACCCGAAGAUAAACCGAACAGGAAACCCAGUCGAGAUGGCGCGCGGCCCUACAGCAGGCUCCGCAACCGAAGGGGUGCAGCAGUUGGCUCCCAGCUGGUGCCAAACUGACAUGUGGUACCUCGCUGCAGACUUUCAGAAACCAACGCCGAGCCCACGCUGCUUUAGUGUGGGAAAACUCUGUGGUAUCUCGCAGCGAGGGAGUAACGUUCCCCCAGGCCCCGCGGCCCCGUGUUUCGCGUGUGAUCCUUUCUGAGGAGGCUCAGAAGGAGCUGCCCGUGUGUCACGGGUCCAGCGGUGCCCCUGGGGCAGCUGGAGAGGAGGAGAGCGAUGUGCCAGUCCUGGUGGUGGGAGGAAGCUGGGUGUGGGAACGUGCCCGCUCUCCAGAGCGUGGUCUGUGGCUGUGCUGCCUUCACCUUUCCAGCAGGAGUCACUGUCCAAAAAGCAUUCCCCCUCUGGGAGCUUAAUAACAGGGAGCUUUUAAUUCUGCCCCUGAGGAAUUGCCUCUUGUAGCUGCUUUGGGGGUGUCUGUGCCUAACGUGGUUGCCUAUGUGUGCUGUUUUUAUCAGAGAUGGAAAAAAAAUGAUUAAGAGAAGCUAUCUAGUCCUCAAAUUAGCCUUUGCCCUUUUGUAUCUGCUGACCAGCUCGGGAUGGAGAAAUCAGACGGUGAGCCAGCCUGGCACCUGCCCACCUGGGUGCUCCCUGCAGGAAGUGGCCCCUGCGGGAGGUCGGGGGGGUGUUUCCCAAGGGAGUAGAGUCACGCCUUACCUCUGACAGUGCUCCCCAGCUUGAACAUUUAACGGGCUGGCAUGGAGAAAUUGGGAAAUCCUGUGACCCCGUGGACCCGAGCAGCCAGGGCUCCCCCAGUGCAGCCUUUCCUCGGAAACGUGGUCCUGCCCCUGGGGGGAACGGGGCCGGUGCACACGUCGCCGCAGCUCGGUACUGCUGAGCCAGAGUUUAUUUUCAACUAGGCCCAGCCAAAUUUAAGGCCUUCGGUACAGAAUGUGCAUCCUGCCUGUGGGGGCAACCUUCAAACUGCUGCGCACGAGGGAAGAGGUUAUCGGGGUCUGUUUGCGCUCCUUAUCUAUUCCGCACAAAUAAAAACCGCUGGACUUU
Cygnus atratus (black swan) is the source of this 2611-nucleotide messenger RNA. RefSeq names its product phosphopantothenoylcysteine decarboxylase (gene PPCDC). Gene Ontology annotation, biological process: coenzyme A biosynthetic process. The record is from RefSeq and is a predicted model, not a curated record. Gene Ontology annotation, molecular function: phosphopantothenoylcysteine decarboxylase activity; FMN binding. NCBI's taxonomy places the organism in Eukaryota, Metazoa, Chordata, Aves, Anseriformes, Anatidae. Gene Ontology annotation, cellular component: phosphopantothenoylcysteine decarboxylase complex. The transcript has 8 exons. Bases 835 to 1467 code for a protein of 210 amino acids.